This is a messenger RNA of Vanessa atalanta (red admiral), 3364 nucleotides long. RefSeq names its product protein FAM214A (gene atos). NCBI's taxonomy places the organism in Eukaryota, Metazoa, Arthropoda, Insecta, Lepidoptera, Nymphalidae. The transcript has 9 exons. The record is from RefSeq and is a predicted model, not a curated record. The coding region runs from base 225 to 3242 and encodes 1005 amino acids.
CAUUUUUUUUAGUUCUUGAUGGCAGCGGGCGGUGAGUGGACGCCCGCUUUGUGACGAAAACAUUUUUGUUUUAAAUAACAUAUUUGGACAGCGUAUACGCUCAGGACUUAUUGUUAAUUGUGCAAUAAUGUGUUUAAAGAGAAAAAGAAACGAUUAUCGGAGUGUUAUAUUAUAGCGCAGGUGUAAUAGUGUGGAGAUAGACGAAUUUGCUUGCUGCUAAUAAGAUGCACAGUAACGAACCUCCCCCAGCGACGGGAACGGGGCUGCUGCUCCAGCUGGGCCGGCUGGUGGUGCGCGCACGCAGCUCCAGCCCCGCGCCCCGACGCCACCAUAUCAACCCCUCCACUAGCCAACAGGUGAUUACCCAACCGAAGCCGGAGACGGACGAGCCCAAACCAGCAGUCGAAGCUCAACUCAACAGCCACGUCCACGCUCUAUGGAAUGACCAGAUACCCAUCUGUAUUGAGGUCCUGCUGGCUCCGGAUUGUCAAGAGUGCUACGCCUCCCUCAGCCGAGUGGAAGAGGAGGGCAUGUAUGACAAACUUCACACACAGCAGAAGGCAUUGCUGCUCGAACGAUGGACUAUAAGGACUAUUACUAGCAAAAGCCAUGAGACACCGUCGGCUAUUACCCCCCACUGGUUACUAAACGCGGUUCGCUCCCAGCUCCACUUCUCCCAACUGUCAGCUUGGAAAGCCAUCAUCAAGAAGACCGAUGACAAACCUGCUGAGAGAAGGAGAAAGCUGAGCCGUGAAACGUGCAAUUUUAAAAAAAUAGAAGCAAACUGUGACGAAACAGAUCUCGAAGAACGCAAGUUAAACGUCGUCUACUCCAUAAAAAUACCGGGGGAGAGCUACAAAAUAGCCGACUUCCCGAGACCACCCAAUGGCCACAAGUUUCCGGUAACGGAUAUCGGGAACAAUAUCUAUCUGAAAGUGGUCUUGGAAAGUCUGCCUCGCUUAGACGAUAUACCAGUAGUUAAAUGUACCUGCCAGAAGAGGAGAGCCAGAGAAGAAGUGCCUAAUGUGCACGACGAGCUCGUGGGCAAACUGAAUGAUCUCACAUUGGGCCCAAGGAACACCAAGUACCCGUCCGACGCCAACAUCGGAUCGAAUGGUCGACGUAUAUCUAUCAUCCCCAACCAAGGCAUCGAAUACAUGUACUCCUGUCUCGACAAAGACAAGAAGAUUGUCGAUGACAGGAUGUUGACGCCGUGCAGCGAAAGCGGGAAGCACAAAUGCAGUUGUGACGACGAAUCCGACGACAAAACCCACAAAACCAACUCCUUAAACGCCCAAGAAACCAAGAAGCUAGACGAACGGAGACUGAAAGAGAUAGCUAAAUACAAACGCCGUUUGAGAAAAGAGAGUAAACUAAAAAAGUUAUGCGAUAGUACGUCGUCGGAAGGUGACGGGCUAAAGGCUAAGGAAACACAUACGUCCAUACCGAUAUUACAAGCUGCUAGAUUCGAUAGAUUCCGAGCGAUUGGCUGUUUCAGAAAUCAGACUUAUUUAACGCUACCCGCCAGUCGCAUCGAGAGUAGAUCGCCGUUCGUUGAAACCAUGAGCAUACCACCGACCGAGUUCAGGAGGACCAAUACAGUGGCAACCCAGACGGAGGACAUGUCGUGUCAGUGUGGCAACUCGCUCCAGAUGAAGUGUGUCGGGUGUUUGGACAGGGGAAUGGUCAGGUCGCAGGGAAAUUACAAUUUGGCGUCUAUAGAGAGCGGGGCGAGGCGGAAACGCGAAGAGGACGAGAAAGCGUUUAAGAAGCAUAAAUGUGAUAAUAUUAGCAGUAAUUCACAGUGUGAUAUAAGUUUAGAUAAUUCUAGUGAUAAGUGUGACGGCAUUAUAAAGAGGCCAAAGUUGAGACGUUACUUCCCGAUAGUGGACCGUAUCGAGAAGGUUAUAAGUGACAGAUUCGCGCAAAACAACGAUAUACAGGAGUUAAAUUUGAGGGACGAUGACACGGUUUUCUCUAUACCGAAACCGGAACCGAAACGGCAGAAGACGUUCUCGAUAAGCGACGAUUACGUCCUUUACGAGAAAUGUGACUACGGUACCUUUGACAAAUGUGAAGUCGAAUCCCCUAGGGAGGAAAUUGAACAGAAUGGCUUUAAGUUUCCCGAUCCUAAAAAGGGUGGGCCCGAUAAUCAAGUGCCUUCGCCCACGGAAAUGGAUCGAUUUCGAUGGAGGUUUGAUUCUGCAGCAUCUAUGGUGUUUCACAAUAAGACGGGACUCCCUCUAACGUCGAGUCCCGCCCCGUUGAGAAGAGGAAACAAUUGUUUUGAUUUUGAUGAUUCGAUUAAUGGCGUGUCUGGUAUUAAGAGUGCGCUGUUCCACCCGAUCUCGCCGCCUCCCCCCGCGCCCGCGUCGCCCGCGUCCCCCGCGCGCGGGCCUCCCCCCCGCCGCGCCGCGCCCCCCCGCCUGCGCCUGGGCCCGAGCACGGGGCUGCUGGGCAGCUUCGAGGAGUCGGCGCUGAAGGGGCGGCUGGAGCCCGUGGCCACGGUGCAGGGCUUCGCGGCGGAGCUGGGCGCUUCGGGCGCCUUCUGCCCGCCGCACCGCCGCCUGCCCGUCACCGUGUUCUUCUACGCGCCCGGCGGGACCAACGCGCCCUACAUGGGCCACAUCAACCUGGGUCCGGGAGGCUACCGCGUGGCGCGCUCGGGCACCGUGCAGGUGUCGCUGUUCAAUCCGCACGGCACGCUGGUGAAGAUGUUCGUGGUGCUGUACGACCUCACCAGCAUGCCCCCCCUGGCGCGCACGUUCCUGCGCCAGCGCACCCUGUACAUGCCGGCCGGCGCCGACCCCCCCGCGCCCCACCACAUGCACAAGUGGCUCCGGUACCUGAUUCAUUUGAGAUUUAUGACUUCAAAAUCUGGAAAACUGUACCUGCACACCGAUAUCAGGAUACUGGUAUCCCGUAAAGCCGACUUAGAUACGGCUACCGCACAUUCCGCACUAUUCCGCCCUCUGCCGACCAAUCAGAACAAGGACGACGAGGUCGCGUCAUCGUCGACCAAUAAGAGCACAGAGCGCGACGGCCGAAACGCUUCGGACAAUCAGAAACCGGGACUAUUGACCAAUCGCACGCCGAACAGAGUUUUUGGCGGUUGCAGCGAUUUCGAUACAGAGAUAAAGAAUGAAAUGCGCGAAUUCGGUUACGAGAAUCAAAAUGGCGUCUCGUACGAAUUGAGAAGUUUCACAUACGCCCCAGAGAACCCUAAAUAUUCGCCGCGAUAAUAUUGGGCUAGUUUGAUGGACGUGGUGUAUUUGUUUUUUAGUGCCUGUCGAUGUAUGUAAUAAUUUUUGUGUUAAAAUAUGUAUGUACUAAUGAAAAGAAUAUAUUUUUUGGUUUUUAUAUA